UAAUUAAAUCAUCGUCAUUUCAUGAUGGAAUAGUGGGUUUAGAAUUUGGACUUUGGAGGAACCUAAUUCCCAAAAUAGAGUGACACACACAACACAAUACAACACAAGAAGAGAUGGCAUCCAUUGCGACCCAUUUCUCAGCCUUUCUGUUACUCUUCCCAGUGGGCCUCCGCCGCUUGCAUUCCUCCUCCUCCCUCUACCUCCACAGCCCUUCCCAAUUCAGAUCCAAGCUAUGGUACCUCUCAGAUCCCAAAUGGAAGAAUCUCGAUCUCUACGCUCUCCUCAUUACACUCCCAAUCGCCUCAUUCUCGGAGCUUUUCCUCUUCCUCUCCUUCUCCGGCCACCCUUCUUACAGGUUCUCAUUCUUCCAACAGUCUUUUGCGCUUCUCGCUUUCUGGUUUUUGAUUCUCUUGAUCAUAGUCCACGAGUACAACGCCACGUCAUCACUCAUCAGUGAAACCCUUGUGUACGUUCUCGGCGGUGUUGUUUUCUUCAUGGAGUAUUCUGUUAUGGAAACCGGCGUUUCAGGUCUCGCUGCUGACGUGUACGGAUUCAUAGGUUGGCUGGCUUUGCUUUGUGCCGGUUCUUGCAUUUACUUGUCGUUUAAACCGUCUGCUUUUUUUGCGGAGUUCUUGUUGUGUUGCGGAUUGGUCUUCAAGGGAACAUGGUUGUUGCAAGGAGGGUUUUUGCUUUACACUGAUGCUCUUGGAUUGAAAGGGUGUAAGAAGAUUUCCUCUUUGUUAUUAAUGUCAACUCAGGACGACGUAGUUGAUGUGCAUUGUGAGCUUGAGCAGGAUAAGGCUAGGGGUUUUGCAUUGGUGAAUUUCCUGUUCACUCUUCAUGCUCUUGUGGUGAUGGUAUUGGCUGUUGGGUUGGUUGUGGUUUUGGGAAGGAAUAGGAGCUUGAGAACUGGUGGUGGGGAGGGGAAGGGGCCAUUGCUAUCUGAGAUUGAAGCUACGAACAUUCGGAUGCGUGCCCUUCCCGAACUGGAGAUCGAGUGAGAGUUAUUAAUUUCUUGUGGUUUUGAUGGAAUGUGUUCAAUGUGUCUCUCGUUAGAUUGGAACAUUUGAUGGCCUGGAUUAGAAUGUACUAAUAACUGCAUUGUAGUACAGCAUCCAUAUGGUUUAUCUCCUUUGGUAGGAAAGUAACCAGAGUUGCAUGUCAUCAUUUGGUAGUGCAUUCUAAUAUAAUAGCUAAACUAAGCCUUGUAUUCAGUGGGAUCAGCUAUAUAGAUAGCACGAUGCCAUUGUACUUUGUAUAAAAUUAUAUCUGUGUUUACCUAUUUAUAUUUAAACAUUUUUCAGUAAUUUCAUUUAAGGUUUUCUUGGAUACAAAAUAACAGCAGCACUGGAUAAAGAGAUCUGAUAGUGCAAUGAUAAAUGUUUAAUGUGUUUGGACUUUGGAAAAAGAUGAAAGAUUAAACUUUUUAUUUAUCGCUUUUCAUAUAAUUAAUUAUGCGAUAAUUAAUUUAUCAUUUAUGUUUGGAUUGCUUAGCAAUAGUGAUUUUCAAAUAAUCUGAUUUGUUUGGUUUGUAUUAAAAAGAACAAAGAACUAUUUUUGUGUGAUAGAAUUACUCGGUGUGUUUGUUUUGGCGCUGGGGAGGUGAAAAGCACGUUCAAGUUGCUUGAAUGCUUCAAUUUUUGGUUUGGAUACUUUUUGCUUCCUGUGAACACAGAUGAAACUUUGCUCUCAAACCCACGUUUACAGGAAGCAAAGAUUCUUAGCGUUCACAAACCAGCAUUCAACCAUUAACUCUAAACCUGUAAUUUCUUUCUAUCAAUCGUAUCCUUUAUACAUGUUAUUGUUUUAUUUAUGAAAUUUUUAUUGUUUCUCUUUAUGUGAGUU
Messenger RNA from Arachis ipaensis, 1845 nucleotides. The record is from RefSeq and is a predicted model, not a curated record. NCBI's taxonomy places the organism in Eukaryota, Viridiplantae, Streptophyta, Magnoliopsida, Fabales, Fabaceae.